Carica papaya (papaya) is the source of this 783-nucleotide messenger RNA. The record is from RefSeq and is a predicted model, not a curated record. NCBI's taxonomy places the organism in Eukaryota, Viridiplantae, Streptophyta, Magnoliopsida, Brassicales, Caricaceae.
CUCUCUAAGCUUUUCCCUACAACAACCAGAAAAUACUUUCGUUUCCUUCCUUUCUUCUUCUCCUUCUUCUUGUUCAGAUGAUAUCAAUGGCUCUACCCUUGUCUUCUCCCCCUCAUAUUUCACUUCAUCAAUUUCCUUCUGCUGCUAUAAACCCUGUCAAAAACAAGAUUUUCUUUUUUAAACACUGCACUCAACUGCCCUCCCACAGGCCACUUUCACUUCAGAUCAGAUCCUGCUGCAUCAAAAACAAGGUCUUUGAAGAUCAGUCCCAGGGUAUAAUUUGUUAUCAAGAUCAAAGUGGAGAAUUAGUGUGUGAAGGAUAUGAUGAAGGUCCUCGUUUUCAACACACUGCAAGAACAUCAUAUCAUUCGAGGGAUGCAGAGAUUCUUGAUCUUCUUCAACAGAGAUUUCUGGAAAUUGUCGACGGUGGUGGAUUCAACAACAGCGCAAGCAAAGGAGUUGUUGCCAUUCAAGAAGACUUUAAUUGGAAUGGGUUUAACAAAUUCUACUAAUUACCCACAUGAUGCCUGACUUCACUUGUCUCAAAUUUUUACAGACUUCUCCUUCAACUUUGAUAUGUGUAUGUAUAUGUAUAUAUAUAUAUGUAUAUAUAUAUACAUAUGUUAUAUGAAUAGCUUGGGACCAGUAUUUUGUCUUCGAACAACUUCUUCCACAAUCUUAGGGGUGAAAGUUGCAAUUCCUACUUAGUUUUCCUCAGGAAAUGCUUUUGACAGGAAUGCAAAAGUAAAACAAAAUACAAGAAGAAUCAAAUUGAUGGCACUA